Ilex paraguariensis (yerba mate) is the source of this 321-nucleotide messenger RNA. The record is from the annotation of a GenBank genome assembly. NCBI's taxonomy places the organism in Eukaryota, Viridiplantae, Streptophyta, Magnoliopsida, Aquifoliales, Aquifoliaceae.
AUGGCAGAAAUGUCUGGGCGUGGCAAGGGAGGCAAGGGGUUGGGAAAGGGCGGUGCGAAGAGGCACCGAAAGGUUCUUCGUGACAACAUUCAGGGCAUCACUAAACCUGCGAUUCGUAGGCUCGCUAGAAGGGGUGGUGUGAAGAGAAUCUCUGGUCUGAUCUAUGAGGAGACUCGUGGUGUUCUCAAGAUUUUCCUCGAAAAUGUGAUUCGUGAUGCUGUGACCUACACUGAGCAUGCUAGGAGGAAGACUGUGACAGCCAUGGAUGUGGUUUAUGCACUCAAGAGGCAGGGCAGGACUCUCUAUGGGUUCGGUGGUUAG